Messenger RNA from Dermacentor andersoni, 3388 nucleotides. The record is from RefSeq and is a predicted model, not a curated record. NCBI's taxonomy places the organism in Eukaryota, Metazoa, Arthropoda, Arachnida, Ixodida, Ixodidae.
AUGCACGGCCAUUCCGUGUACCGAUUCCACUCAUCCGGCUGGGCGAUCUCGCGCGUCACUUUACGUACGCGCUGGGCUCCCCAGGCCGUGGUGAGUGUGGACGAUUUGCCGUGCACGGGCGUCGAGUGCGUGGCGGUGACCGUGCGAAUCGGAACAGCCGACACGUGCGUCGCGAGUGUUUACGCGUGCUGCGGCGGCCGCUGGGACAAGGAGAUGAUCGUGCGGCUAUCACAGCGUGUGCGCGGCGACCUCGUGAUGUGCGGAGACUUCAAUUCCCAUAACACAGCGUGGGGAUCAAGCCACACCGACCGCAGCGGCCUAGACCUGCUUGAUGCCAUCCAGCGGGCGGCUCUGCUCGUAGCCAACACGGGCUGUGUUACUUUCACCCGUCGCGGCAGCGAGGGAAGUGUGUUGGAUCUCUCGCUAGUGUCGGAGCGCUGCCAUUACGUCUGGCGCCGCAGCCCCGACAUGCGAGGGUCCGACCACUACCCAAUCCACCUAGAGCCCCGCCGUGCCGCCCACCUGCCGACGCGUGCAGCUGAGAGGAUAGCACUGCGCUCGGGCAAACGCGAGCACUGGACGGUGUACAACCGGCUCGACGCGGUAUGCCGUCGCCACGCGAAGCAGCGCCGCAACGCCAGCUGGUCAAGCCUCUGCUCGUCGCUGGAACGGGCGAGCGUCCGAUCGAGCCCGUGGCGAAUCCUGGGGGCGAUCCUGCGGCCCCGCGCGCCGCGCUGCCCCGUCCUCUCCAUCGCCGUGGCUCGCGGCAUCACGAGCGGUCAGCUGGCCGAGCUGCUCGCCGAGACUUUCUGCCCGCCACCCAUCAUCCGUCCACUGGCGCCGUACGUGCUGCAGCCGCAACCGCAUCCAAGGCGCGAGCUGCUUGCCCCGGAGCGGUACUUCCCGACGGCCGGGAUCCUCGAGGACAUCAGGGCGCUGUGCGAGGCUGACUUCACUAUCGGUGAGCUUCGCACAGUGCUCACAUCGAGGAAGCUCCGCUCAGCACCAGGUUCCGAUGGCGUCACGUAUCAGAUGCUUAGGAACCUGGAUGGUGACCAGCUCUUGCUGCUGCUCGACGCAUACAACAACGUCUGGCGGACCGGCAGCAUCCCGGACGAGUGGAGCGAGGCGAUUGUUGUCCCGCUGCUCAAGGCCGGCAAGGCAGCCAGCAGUCCUGCUUCGUACCGGCCCGUUUCGCUCACCUCCGCUGCUGGCAAGGUGCUCGAGGCCAUGGCGCUACGGCGGCUCGAGUGGAUUACGGCGGCGCUCGACACCUUGGCGGCGGAGCAGAGCGGCUUCCGGCGACUCCGGGCCACAGCGGACUGCCUUGCCGACGUGAUCGCCACGCUGGAGACAGCGAAGCGCCGGGGCGAGGCAGGCUACCUCAUCCUUCUCGACGUCGAGAGCGCCUUCGACCGUCUGCCACACGCUACCAUCAUGGACGCACUCGAUGCGCUCGGAGUGUGCGGACGAAUGCGAAGCUACAUUGCGGCGUUCCUCGGCGGCAGAACGAUGCGGGUGCGCGUGGCGGGAGCGCUCAGUCGGCCGCGUGUGGUUGUGACAGGAGUGCCGCAGGGCAGUGUGCUUAGCCCAUUCCUGUUCAACCUCGCGCUGGCACGCAUCCCCGACUACAUUCCCCAGUUCCCGGCGCAUGAGGUUCGAGUCGCAGUAUACGCGGACGACAUCGCGUUGUUCGCCAUCGGCCCCACCAGUAUCGGCUAUGCGGUGCGUGCGUGUGUGCAGCGCGCGCUGGAUGGGGUCGAUGCUUACAUCAGCGGCAUCGGCCUCACCCUCCGGGUUCGCUACCUUGGCCUUGUGAUCGACCGACGGCUGAACUGGCGUGCUGCAGUAGCUGCCCUGCGGAAAGGUGCCGCGCAGGUAGCGGGCGCCGCGCGCUCCCUGCUCGCUCGUGGCCAAGGCUGUUCGCCGACCCUCGCGCUGCGCCUAUACAACUCUGUGGCCUCGGCGCGGAUCCUGUACGCGCUGCCCCUGGCGGACCUGCAGCCGACGCAAUGGAAGGUGAUGGACGCGGAUCACCGAGCCGUCGUACGCCAGUUCCUGUGCCUCCCGCGGUCUUCGCAGAGCGGCGCCACUCUCGCCGAGGCGGGGGAGACGCCCAUCUCUCUCCGAGCCGAGGGGCGGGCCCUCAACCACGUGGAGCGCUUGCAUCGUUCGCGGCACGGCCAGCAGCUGAUCAGCCGGCUGCACUCUCUCCCGAGCUCCGGCAUGGGUCGCCGCGUCACCGAGUUCGCCAACCUGGUACGGGGCGGCGCCACGUGCGCGUGGCUUGCCCCGCCGCCACAUCGGGAGCGUCGUCUGCUCAUCCGCACGACCGUCCCUGGCGUUCGAGGCAAGCGCAACACUCCGCUCUGCGCCUUGCAACAGGAGACGGCUGCGGCCAUCAACGAGCAGCUGGCCGGCCGGGUGCUCGUGUUUACUGACGGCUCGGUCUUGCGGGACGGUGCUGCCGCUGCCGCGUGCGUCACUCCGGACAUCCCAGCGCAAAGUCAGUGCACCGUGUUGAGCGCCGUAUCAUCAACACACGCGGAGCUGGCGGCCAUCGACUUGGCGGCCGAACUUAUCUACCAGCGGCGCAUCCCUGCUGCGGCCAUCCUGACGGACUCCCGCGCGGCACUGCACAUGCUGGCCAGGGCUGACCAUGGGCCACCGCUGAUCCAGCGCCUCCUGCGGAAAAUCCAUGGCGUGUGCGAGCAGGGAUGCGACCUCGUUCUGCAGUGGGUGCCUGCACACAUCGGCAUACACGGGAACGAGGAAGCAGACCGGCUCGCGAGGGCCGCCCACACGGCGACUGUGCCUCGUUCACUCGUCGUGACGCCUUUCGACGUCGCCCGUCACACCGUGGCCGGCAUGUUGCGUGCACGACACCCGGACGCCCGCGUCGCCAGUGGCAACCCACCGAGACUCCUGCCGCGAAAGGGUCUUCAUCGUCGAGACCGGGCGCUGCUGCUUCGUCUCCGCGUCGGCUGCUACCGCACCGCAGCAAGGACUCACCGCCUGCAAGGUACGGGAAGCCCCUUUUGUGAAAAGUGCGCCGACGUGGAGGACUUAGAUCACGUGCUUUUGCGAUGCCGAGAGUACACGGCGCAGCGUGACACGCUCACGAGCGUUUACCGCCGCCUUGGCCUGCCGUGCGACAGCACCGAGGCACUUCUCUUCCCGGCGGCGCAUUCAUCAGUGACCGCGCGCGCCUUCGCGGCACUGCUCGAAUUCCUGGACGGCGCCGAACUGUACGAGCGGCUGUAGCCGCCGCGCCUUCAUGACGUUCCUUACCGCUGGGCUAUCUCAACUCUAUACUCUGUUUUCUUCGCUACACUUUUUACCCCUCUCCCCUCACCCGUACAGCGCCGUGGAGGUGCCCUCGCACGAG